Molecule: messenger RNA, 2179 nt
Organism: Gracilinanus agilis (Agile Gracile Mouse Opossum)
Lineage: Eukaryota; Metazoa; Chordata; Mammalia; Didelphimorphia; Didelphidae
Gene: ARHGAP40
Product: Rho GTPase activating protein 40
Exons: 16
Coding region: 1-2142 (713 amino acids)
Biological process (GO): regulation of small GTPase mediated signal transduction; signal transduction; regulation of actin filament polymerization
Cellular component (GO): cytoplasm
Molecular function (GO): GTPase activator activity
Source: RefSeq, a predicted model, not a curated record
AUGAAGGAUCAGGGCGUCAGCAGUCUCUCUGCUCUGGGACUGUACAGGGGGAGAAGUUUAAGUGAUUUGGAAAAAAGACGACUCUUGUCCUGUUUGAGAACUGAGAAGAUGGAAGAGGUGAGGCAUCGAUGGAUUGGCUUCACUCAGACCCGGAUCCCCAGGCCCCAGCUUGUGUGGCAACCAGUUCACUACCACAGGCACUGGCCAGGCUCAAGUCUGGUGUUCAGGAAUCCCACUUUCCCAUGCAGCAUGAGCCAAUUUCCAGCAAAGAGCUCUUCUCAAUGUCAACCUCUGGAGGAUUCAGACUCCUGGCUGCCACCCAUAGAGAGCCUCUCAAUGGAUGACUUUUGGAUGGAGGUGGAGAACAUGAAGCAGGGUGAUGGACUGAAGCAGGAGGAGAGUGGCAUCACUGAAGCCCAGAUCUCAGAGGAGGGUGAGGCAGAAGCCCAGUGGCUUCAGGACACAGGCUUAGCUGACCUCAUUGGGGCUCCUACACCAGACAGUGAUAACAGAGUGCUCCUGUCCACGCUCACAAAGACCCAAGCGGCUGCUGUGCAACGGAGACUAGACACAUACACACGCUCAAUCCGUAAGAAAAACAAGCCACCAGUGAGGGACGUCAGAGACAUCUUUGGCACCUUUGAUACAGGGGAAGUGUUAGCAGAGAGAGAAGAUGCUGAGGGGAAAUGGACACAGCCCAAAUCCAGGCCUUCAGAACCUCCACCAGCGGUAGAUUAUCCAGGAUGUAUGGAAUAUCCUUGCCCAGUUCCCAGUUCUGGAAAGGAGGAAAUAUUCAGCACUGAUUCUGCAUAUUCAGAGCAAGCAGCACUCCUGCAGAAAGGAACACUACCCCCAGAAGCUAAGUGGAUAAAGGGCAAGGGCUCACUGCCGAAGUUUAGAAUUCCCAAGGGAAGACUUGGAGUGACAAGAAUAGGAGACUUAUCACCACAAGAUAUGAAGAAGAUCCCCACAUUGGCCCUGAUUGAGCUGACAGCUCUGUGUGACAUUUUGGGUCUGGACUUGAGAAGGAGCAAGGCAGGAAAAUGGAAGGCAACAGAGAACCGGCUUUUUGGAGUCCCUCUUAGCACUUUGUUGGAGACUGAUCAGAAAGUUGUUCCUAACACACAAGUUCCACUGAUUCUACAAGCUCUGCUUUCGUGUUUGGAGAAGAGAGGGUUAGACACGGAAGGGAUCCUGAGAGUGUCUGGCUCCCAGACCAGGAUUAAGAGUUUGGAGCAGAAGCUAGAAAGAGAGUUCUAUGCAGGUCUCUUCAAUUGGGAUGAGGUCCAUCAAAAUGAUGCAUCAGGUUUGCUGAAGAGAUUCAUCCGAGAACUCCCUACUCCACUGCUCACAGCUGAGUAUCUGCCUGCUUUCACCGUGGUGCAAAAUAUCCCGGACCUGAAGCAGCGGUUACAGGCUCUGAAUCUGCUCAUCUUGAUUCUUCCUGAAGCUAACAGAAACACUUUAAAGGCCCUGCUGGAAUUUCUCAGGAAGGUAGUUGCCCGAGAGAAGAACAACAAAAUGACUUUAUGGAAUGUUUCCAUGGUGAUGGCACCAAAUCUCUUCAUGCAUAAAGGGCAGCCUCACAGAAUCCCGGAGGGAAAGGGGAAGCAGCUGGCCGAGGGUGCUGCUGAUGUCGUCCGGGCCAUGAUCCAUUACCAGGACCUUCUGUGGACUGUCUCCUCCUUUUUGGUUGCCCAAGUCCGGAAACUGAACGAGAACAGUAGCUGGAGGCAUCAGUUCUAUGACAGACGGAUCAAGAACUUACUCAGGAAGAUCCACACGGACAAAGACAAGGCGAGCAAGACCCCCGGAGAGCCAUCCAAAGUGGUGAAAAUCCAGGCUGCUCUACUCCUGAAGGACUGUUUAGAGGUGCAUCUCCACAAUGGCACCAAAGCCGCUGAUGUGCUCAAACAGUUCCAGAGGCACUUCUGCUCCAACAGUUGGAAUGUCAUGAAUACUGUCAACCUAAUCCAAUGUAAUGGGCCUAUUGAAUCAUCAAACCUACUCCUCUAUGAAGUCGGAGGGAACAUAAGUGAGCAUUGCCUGGAUCCAGACACCUACCUCUUAGACCUGUACCAUACCAACCCCCAUGGAGAGUGGGUCAUUAAACAGAGCCCCACCUUAUCCCGGACACUUUAGAAGAGUUACAAAGGGUCAGAAAGAAAGAAGAGCAGCA